Molecule: messenger RNA, 1670 nt
Organism: Corythoichthys intestinalis (scribbled pipefish)
Lineage: Eukaryota; Metazoa; Chordata; Actinopteri; Syngnathiformes; Syngnathidae
Product: transmembrane protein 106B-like
Exons: 8
Coding region: 127-909 (260 amino acids)
Source: RefSeq, a predicted model, not a curated record
GGUUGGGGGGCGUACCCAAAGGUCUGCUUCUCCCUGCUGAUUAGAAGCAUAACAAACCCGGCUAUCCAAGCGCAUGACAGAUAAUUACGCAAUAUAAAGGCCGAGAAUACGGUGACAGUGCCAGCUAUGGGGAAGUCCCAGUCACUGCUGGCCAAGCACAAAGACGACAGUCAGGAGGCGCUGACGGUAAACGCGGACGGAAUGACGUCACAAGAUGAAGCAAAGAACGGCGAUGUGUCGCAGUUUCCAUAUGUGGAGUUCACGGGACGGGACAGUGUGACUUGUCCCACAUGUCAGGGCACGGGUCGCAUUCCACGAGGUCAGGAAAACCAGCUGGUGGCUCUGAUUCCCUAUAGCGACCAAAGACUGAGGCCAAGCAGGACGAAGCUGUACGUGACCAUAUCGGUGUGCGUUUGCCUACUGCUGUCCAGUCUGGCCGUCUUCUUUCUGUUUCCCCGAACUAUCGACGUCUACUACGUGGGCGUGAAGUCAGCCUACGUGGCUUACGAUCACGAAAAGCAGAUCAUCUAUCUUAACAUUACCAAUACUCUGAAUAUUACAAAUAACAACUACUACGCCAUAUCGGUGACCAACAUCACCGCCCAGGUGGAGUUCUCCAAGACAGUAAUCGGCAAGGCUAAGUUUAACAUCAACAACACUGUUAUCGUACCUCUGGAUCAGCGACAGAUUGACUACACAGUCCCCACUGUCAUUGCAGAUGAAUUAAAUUACAUGUUCGACUACUGCACGCUGCAGUCCAUCAGAGUGCACAACAUGGUGGUCAUGAUGCAGGUUACAGUGACCACAUCAUAUUUUGGACACACCGAGCAGGUGUCCCAGGAGAUGUACCAGUAUGUGGACUGCGGGGGAAACACCACAUCAUUACAUGGCCAUGUGCAGGUCUUCUAAGCACCACAACAGUCCAAGCUCAAGUGCUCAUUCCAUGGUACUUCCCUAUUUAAUUCAUCAGUCGGUGAGAUGUCCUUAGUAAGCCAUCCACAUUACAACUGCUCGUUUGCCAUUAAGAGAGUGUUAAGACCAAGAAAAAGGCUGAGUAAAACAGUUAUUUUAACAAUAAAAAGGGUUUUAUUAAGCUUGCAUAUUUCACACCCCAGCAACAGCGUGAUUUUGCUAGAAGGUCUGUACCACUAAACUCCUUGGUGCUGUCACCUCCCAUUGGUACAUGUUCAAGCGCAAUAAAUCCAUGUUUUAAAUAUUUUAGCCUUGAAUUAAAAAGUUAAGGGAGAUACCGAGAGGUACUUUCAGUUUAGUUCACACCUCAGAUCUUUGUGUUUUUUCCUCACAUAAUUAAUAUUAUUUUGAUGUGUUUUGUAUGUUGCUGUUGUAGUGGUUUUUUUAGGCAUUUCUUUUUGCGUGUGAUUUUAACACAAAUUCAAUUACAGUAAAAUAGACUUCUAACAAGAUGUGACAUUUUGCCAUUUAAAAGUUUAGUGGUGUUUUUAGUCACAAGACAUUUCAAAGCUUUAUUUUUAACCUUGUGAACUGUUAACUCAUUUUGUCUUUAUUUCAAAACUGUGGCUUCUUGUAACUUGUGAUACACUAUGUAAUUAACUUUAAUUGGGUGUAUUUGUGAUUAAAAAGGAAAGCUAUAAAAUGGAGAAAAUUAGAUUUUGCACGCAGAAAGGACUAAAAUAAAAUGUUGUCAUUUA